CCAGGAAAUGGCCCUCUACCACCUCAGUCCUUCCUUCGAAUACCAGAUUCCACCGUGGAAAAGCCACGUCUGGCAACGUGGAAGGAACGCCCUUGGUUCCCCAAGUUCCAGGAGAAAACUUACUUUCCGAGAGAUUGCCAGGGCGGUGAGAUUCUCGUCGAUGAUGUACAAACAAGCCCUCCUCCGACGGAUCAAGGCGACGAUCCUGUUCGCGAGCGAGACGGGGCGAUCGGAGCGAUUCGCCUCCAAGCUCACUUCCCUCUUCGCCCAAGCUUUCAACUCCCAGAUAUAUUGCAUGUCGGACUACAACAUCGCGGACCUCAAGCACGAGUCCCUCGUCCUCGUGGUCACCAGCACAACCGGCAACGGCGACCCUCCCGAGAGCGGAGAGGAAUUCGCCAAGUGGCUGCACGCUAUGAAGAUGGGAGAGUCUCUCGGCCGCCCCGAAAGCAUCAAACGACUCAACUCCCGAACCCUGGUGAGAUCCGGCAGCCAAGGGGGGGAACACCGCGAGGAGAAGGCGGUCGCCGUGGACGCUCUCAAGCCGCUCUGCGACGUCAGGCAAGCGCUUCACAGCGGAGCCUCUCAAUGUGCACAAUGCAGGUUCGCCGUGUUCGCGUUGGGAUCGUCGUCGUACCCGAACUUCGCCUCCUUCGGGGUUUACGUGGACAACCUGCUCAGGGAGCUGGGCGGAGAGAGGAUCCUCCCCCUGGCGUAUGGGGACGAGAUACAGGAGACCAUGCUGCUCCGAAUGGACACAAGAGGGCGGGAGGAGUUCGGGGGAUAUGCGCCUGGAGAUCACCUGGGGAUAUUCCCCGUGAACGAGGAGGAGCUGGUGAAGCGGAUCGUGUCGCGUCUACAGGGUCUGCCGCCGUCGGAUUGCCCCGUUCGGUUGCAGCGGCUCGUCGAGAAGUUCUCCGCCAAUGGUUUGGCGAAAGUGUGGGAGGACGUGGAAACCGUAGGGACAGCAACUGUCGAGGAGCUGCUGUCCAGACACCUGGACAUCUGCACGCCUCCCACGCCUGGUCUUCUUCAUUUUCUCUCCUCUUCUGCUUCCGAUCCUCAAGAGCGGGAACGUCUCCUCCAUCUUGCUACGGACGCAGACGCAUACGAGGAAUGGCGCCACGACGGUUACCCCAACUUGUGGGAAGUGCUGGAGGAGUUCGGCUCGGCGUCCCCCGAUGCGGCGAGGCUGCUGAUGGAGCUGCCGAGCCUGAAGCCUCGCUUCUACUCCAUCAGCUCCUCGCCGCUUCUGCAUCCCAAGGAGAUUCACAUCACCGUCGCCCUCGUCACCUACGUCACCAAAGCGAAAUGGGAGGCAUGCGGCGGGAUGGUCCUGUAUUCCGGCUGCAGGUACAAGACGUGGAAGCUGUAUCACCUGGAGGCGCGGGAAAUGCUCGCUGCGGGCGUUCUCAAGGGCGUUCAUUUCGCCGUGUCCAGGGAAACGGGCACACCGAAGACGUACGUGCAAGACCUCCUAAAGAAGAACUCGUCAGAAGUGUACGAAACCGUGGUGACUCGUCGAGGUCACAUGUACGUGUGCGGAGACUGCACGAUGGCCGAGGACGUUCACCGGACGGUGAGGGACAUCAUCCAGACCCAGGGCGGCCUCUCUCUGGAAGAGGCUGACGCCGUCAUGACCUCCCUCCAAGAGGAGAACCGAUACCACGAAGACAUCUUCGGCAUCACGCUGCGAACCGACGCCGUGCACGGGCGGGCCACGACGAUCCAGGAACGGAGUCGCCUCGCCAUUCAAAACGCUCGCCGAUUCGACAAAUGAGAUCGGGGGGCUCUUCAUUUUUUGCCGGAUCAUUCUUAAACGGCCAUUGCUCUGCACAGUACGAUCUGGAGCAUCGAACUGGUAGUUUCAGCCGUUCUGUCGUUGGGGUUUUUCUCAGAGCAAAUAUUCUCAAAUUUUAUUAUCAAAUAUUAUCAUUAAAUAUUAUCAUAUUUCCACAUUCGAAAAAGUAUUAUUUUCGAAUGCGAUUCUGUUCCUAUAUUAUAUUUACAUUUACUUGUUAAAUUGGACUUCUGGAGCUCGUAAAUUCGCUUUCGAAAGGGAGAAAUGUACAGAAAUGCUUUAAAACUGAUGAGUCUUAUUCAUAUUCGAUUCACCGUGCGCUGCUUAUUCGUCCGGAUUUGACAAUCGCCUGUUAUAUUAUUUGAAAUGUCUGAAAUAUUACUUGCCACAACGCCGCAGAUGUCUUCGAUCUAGAGUUCGAUGCUUCCAUUCAAGUUAUGCAUUAUUUACGUCGCAGACUUGAUUACUUAUUACUUCAUUUAUAUACGCCAUAACCGAGAACGAGAGGGGACCAUCGUGAACCCUAUUUCCUAUUACAGUGAAAUUCCAUUGAAAUCCAGACGGCAAUUCCCCCAAUAUGUUUCGAUAUUCCUUUAGGAAAAGGGGCUGCAUGGUCGACGGAGUGCCGCUUCUGCAUUUUAUCAUUCACGAUUUUAUCAUUUAUAUUCAAUCACGUAUGAUUCCCGCAUGCCUAUUCAUAAUAAAACUCUGCG
Messenger RNA from Darwinula stevensoni, 2514 nucleotides. NCBI's taxonomy places the organism in Eukaryota, Metazoa, Arthropoda, Ostracoda, Podocopida, Darwinulidae. The record is from the annotation of a GenBank genome assembly.